UCUUUCAUGAUUUAAAAAGCAAUUUUGCAAUUGAUGUGUGUCUGUGUGUGAAUCCCGGAGGACCGUUUUGAUCGUAUUUUCGGUGACAACGACGUAAAUAAUAACUUUCGUUGCUCAUUACGUGUCAUUCGUUCUCCCUCCGUAGUCGUUAUGACACCGUUUUUGUCAGAAGUUUGUUACUUUAACAAGCAUACGAUCACCGCCACCGCCACCGGCCAUACUUUCCUGUCAUUCUCCGGUUGCUGAUCCGGAUCGACGACAGGCACGAUGAGUCAGGUAUUCGAAGGAUAUGAGCGUCAAUACUGCGAGAUUUCAGCCAAUUUAUCACAUAUAUGUGCGUCGGCCAGUGUUCUUGAUGGAGAGCAGAAGAAACAGAGGGUUUCAGAAAUAGCAGGAGGAAUAGACGAGGCCGACACUCUGUUACGCAAAAUGGACCUUGAAGCAAGGAGCACACCAGCUGGCACCAAGGCAUCGCUUCUUGCCAAGAUUCGUGAAUACGAAAACGACCUCAACAGCCUCAAAACUGAAUUGAAAAGACUCCAGCCCAGCAACCCUAAUGCUAAUGCUGCUCGAGAUGAGCUACUUGAAUCAGGAAGAGCAGAUGCAAUGCAGGUGUCAGCUGAUCAGAGAGGAAGACUGAUGAUGUCCACCGAGAGGUUAAACAAGUCAACCGACAGAGUCAAGGAAAGUAGAAGAACAAUGAUGGACACCGAAGAGCUCGGUGUUUCAAUCCUCCAUGACUUACACCAGCAACGCCAGUCUCUCCUCCAUGCAAACACCACUCUCCAUGGGGUGGAUGAUACUAUUGGAAGGAGCAAGAAACUUCUGACAAAUAUGUCAAGGAGAAUGAACAGGAACAAAUGGAUCCUGGCUUCCAUUAUUACAAUCCUACUUCUUGCAGUCAUUUGCAUCCUUUACUUCAAGCUCACCCGUUAGCUUUCUCUCUCUCACAAUCUUAGGCAACAUUUAAAUUUUUUUUUUUCAAUAACAAAAACUAUCAUGUCACAUUCCUUUGAUAAAUUCUUUACAAACAGGUACAAGAAAGUUGUCAUUUAUACUUGACAAAAAUUACACGACUCCGUCAUUUUUCAGUUUAGAUACUUGAAAAAAGGCAAAACAGUCGUCCAAGAAUAUAGUAUAUAUAUGAUUAGAAAAUACUGGCAAAAUAGGUAACAAAUUUUCAGUUAUGGAAAACUGAAAAAUUGUUUUCAGGAGAUGAAUCUCUACCCUCUUCAUCUUCUUCAUCAUCAAUGUCAUUAUCAUCAUCUUCAUCAUCAAAAUCAGUAGAAGUAGGUUGGCCAUUAAGAUCCACAUUAAUCCCAUUAAUCUUCCUCACAAACUGUCCUCUGACACGUGGUCGCCUCUCUGCUAACUUUUUCCUAUUCACAUAUCUGAUUUUCUUAUCAAAGCAUCGUUCUUUUCUCUUCUGUCUAAACUUCAUCAAAGCCGCUUCUCUACGGUCAAGUCUACUAUUAUUACUAUGCACCUUUACAUUAUUCGAUGGACUCCCGUAUCCCAUCCAUGGCUGCUGCAUUGCAUUUGCCCCGGGCAGGCAAAGGUUAACCGGGUAGUAAGGGAAUGAUCCCAUUCCCAUUCCGGGCAGAUGGGGCGGCAGUGGCGGGCAAUGCAUAACAUGAUUGUAAUGGUUCUGUAAAUUCAUCGGGCCCGGAAGGUAAUAAGGAUAAGGGGAAUACGCGUUAUAACCCGAAACAUCCGGAUGUUGAUAGUUGCUGCCCGGUUGGUGGAUCUGUGCCUCGGGCAGAUCAAAUGUCUUUGAGUUCAUUGGGUCGGAGGGACCCGAGAUUAAAUCAUGAUGCCCUUGAGUAUCGCUAAGGUUGACCGGGGUUAGUUUGUUUUCUAAUUGUGGAGGAAUGGGUUCGUUGAUUGUUAUGGAACUUCUACAUGUGUUUGAUUUGACAUAUGUAAAGAAGGCGGAUGAUUGACCGAUUCUGAGUUCACUCUUUUUUGGACCGAAUGUAACUUUCCCUGAAAAUGAAGCUUAUAAGAUAUGUUAAAUCAUGGAAAUAUUUAAAAAACUAAAAUUAAAUAGAAUAUGGAUUGAGAUAUGUUGAUGUUAACAACCUCGGUGUUGUUCGUUAAUUUCCGGGACAUUAGGGGGGUUGUCUGAUAAGUUGAAUGGUUGUGUGUUGACAAAACUAGGAGGAGGUGUUAUCAUGUUAUUCUGAAAAAGAAUUAAGAGUAUAUAGUUAAUUAUUUAGUAGCUGGGUAAUUCCAAUUCCAGUGAACAAGAUUCUGACCUCGGAUUCCGGAGGAAUGGAAAGAGGGAUCCCGGGAUUGGGGCUCUUGUUGGACUUGUCAUCUGUGUCAUCUGAAAACAGAGUGGUGCUGUUUGUAUUGGCAUCACUAGGAUCUGAAGCCACUAUGUCGAAUUCACAGUUCAUGAUGUUCUUCUCAGCCAGGCCAAGCUGUAGAUAAGUAGAGAUUUAAAGAGAAAAAUAAGCAAAACAGAUUAUGAUUUUUCAUAUUCAUAUUCCUUUUAUAGAUUCUGUUCUUUUCAAAAAGAAUCUUUGAACACCUAUAAUCUGUCACAUGUUUGGUCGAAAACUAAAAAAGAAAA
Molecule: messenger RNA, 2578 nt
Organism: Lactuca sativa (garden lettuce)
Lineage: Eukaryota; Viridiplantae; Streptophyta; Magnoliopsida; Asterales; Asteraceae
Product: vesicle transport v-SNARE 13
Biological process (GO): vesicle fusion; intracellular protein transport; vesicle-mediated transport
Cellular component (GO): Golgi apparatus; SNARE complex; ER to Golgi transport vesicle membrane
Molecular function (GO): SNAP receptor activity; SNARE binding
Source: RefSeq, a predicted model, not a curated record